Messenger RNA from Mauremys reevesii (Reeves's turtle), 1849 nucleotides. Its product is annotated as tyrosine-protein phosphatase non-receptor type substrate 1-like. The coding region runs from base 82 to 1269 and encodes 395 amino acids. NCBI's taxonomy places the organism in Eukaryota, Metazoa, Chordata, Testudines, Geoemydidae. The record is from RefSeq and is a predicted model, not a curated record. Gene Ontology annotation, cellular component: plasma membrane. The transcript is spliced from 6 exons.
CUCACACUUCUCAGUAUCUCUUCAGACAGCGGAGAGCUGGCAAAGGCUGCGGAGUUGAAAGGUCGCCCCUCUGACAACAAAAUGGCUCCAUCGACCCCUGUGUCUGGAUUGUCUCUUCCAUGCCUGGUGCUGCUGCUUCUCCUGGAGAUCCCUGGGGCCCGGGCCCAGGAGUUCCAGCUGCUGCAGCCCCAGGGCAACGUGUCGGUGUCAGCGGGAGAGACUCUCACUCUGAGCUGCUCUGUGACUGGGCUCGCUCCAGUGGGACCCGUGAAGUGGUUCAAGGGCUCGGGCAGUGGCCGCCAGCUCGUUUAUUCAGACAAGGAGCCACAGCCCCCCCGGGUGACGAAGGCCGUGAGUGGCUCUGACACAGACUUCACCAUCCGCAUCAGUGACACCCGCCCCGAGGACGCCGGGAUCUAUCACUGUGUGAAGUUUAAGAUGACGUCGGGAGGUGAUGAGGAGAUCAGCUCCGGCACUGGCAUGGACGUGACUGUGCGUGCCAGACCGUCGGCCCCGUCCGUGUCCGGCCCCCCCAGCAGGGCAGAGCCGGGUCCCUCAGUGAAUUUCACCUGCACGUCAGGAGGAUUCUCCCCCAGAGACAUCACUGUAACCUGGCUGAAAAAUGGGACCAAACUCCCAAACCCCAAGACCCAGGUUCUCCCUGCACAGGAGAGCGUCUCCUACAGCGUGUCCAGCACCGUGGAGCUGAGCCUGACCCCAGGAGACGCCCGCUCCCAGCUCACCUGUCAGAUAGAGCACAGCACCUCCCCGGCUCCCCUGCGUGCGACUUACAACCUCAGCGCUGCCCUGCGAGUUCCACCCAGGCUGCGAGUGGGCACUGCCCCAGCGGCGCCCGUCGCACUGAACGCGUCUGUGACGUUCACCUGCCGCGCGGAGGGGUUUUACCCGAAGGACGCGAGUCUCACCUGGCUGGAGAACGGAAAUGAGAUGAAUCUGGGAAAAUCCUCCCCUCCGGCUGAGAAUCCAGACGGGACGUACACGCUCCAGAGCUCCCUGGAGGUCAAAGCAACUGAGCAGAGGAGUCAGUCCGUGUUCACCUGUCGAGUUGUGCACGAUUCCCAGCCCCCCGUCAAUGCCAGCGAGAUGCUGAGAUUUUCCCAGCCACCUCCUGAGCCAGGCAAAGAUCCCACUUCAUCUGAUGCAGGUCAGAGCCCGUUCUCCAGCCCAGCUCUCUGGAUCGGGCUCUUCCUGGAGAAGGUGCUGACUGCCGCCUUCCUCCUCUUCCUCUUCCUGAGAAGUAAACAGUGACCAGCCCCUGGUCUAUUUCCCGGUUUUCUCGCACUGUCGCCACCUGCCAACUUCUGUCUGCAGCCUCUGUCCCCCCAGUGCAGGAAGCGAGUCCCUAGAUGGUGGAGCUGCAGUGACCCCUGCUGGCCAAUCAGAUGGAGCCCAGGCUUGACAGAGCAAAGGUUAAGGGGUGACCUGGUUACAGUCUAUAAGUUCCUACAUGGCUCGGGGAACAAAUAUUUCAUAAUGGGCUUGUCAGUCUGGCAGAUAAAGGUCUGACACACGAUCCAAUGGCUGGAAGUUGAAGCCAGAUAAAUGUUGACAGGAAAUGAAGCCUAAUGGUGAGAGUAAUUAACCAAUGGAACAAUUUACCAAGAGUUGUGGUGGAUUGUCCAUCACUGACAAUUUUAAAAUCCAGACUGGCUGUUUCUCUGAAGGAUCUGCUCUAGGGAUUAUCCAGGGGAGGUUCUCUGGCAUGUGCUUUAGAGCAGGUCAGACUAGAGGAGAACAACGGUCCCUUCUGGCCUGGGAAUUUAGGAAUCUCUGAUGGGACGUACCCACCACUCACUCCUGCCUGCUGACGAAAGAGCCACCGGAAGGA